AUGGUCCAGAUCAGUGAAGUCAAGGGCAACUCGCGCGAGAACAGGACGGCGGCGCAUACGCACAUCAGAGGACUCGGAUUGCGCGUGGAUGGCAGCUCAGAGUCGACCGGCGAUGGAUUUGUGGGACAAGGUUCUGCCCGAGAGGCAUGUGGUGUAGUUGUCGACUUGAUCAAGGCGAAGAAGAUGGCUGGCCGAGCUGUUCUGCUCGCCGGUGGUCCUGGAACCGGAAAGACCGCACUUGCUCUCGCGGUAUCACAGGAACUGGGAACCAAGGUCCCAUUCUGCCCGAUUGUCGGGAGUGAGAUUUACUCCGCAGAGGUCAAGAAGACCGAAGCGCUCAUGGAGAACUUCCGGCGAGCGAUCGGCCUCCGAGUUCGGGAAACCAAGGAAGUGUAUGAGGGUGAGGUGACAGAGCUGACUCCUGAGGAGACGGAGAACCCACUGGGUGGCUACGGGCGCACUAUCAGCCAUUUGAUCAUCGGCUUGAAGUCUGCCAAGGGCACCAAGAAGCUUCGCCUCGAUCCCAGUAUCUACGAGGCUAUCCAAAAGGAGCGGGUCACGGUCGGAGAUGUCAUCUACAUCGAAGCCAACACCGGUGCGUGCAAGCGUGUCGGGCGGUCCGACGCCUAUGCGACCGAGUUCGAUCUCGAGGCGGAGGAGUAUGUGCCGGUGCCCAAGGGCGAGGUUCACAAGAAGAAGGAAAUUGUCCAGGAUGUCACGCUGCACGACCUGGACAUGGCAAAUGCCCGGCCGCAGGGUGGACAAGAUGUCAUGAGCAUGAUGGGCCAGUUGAUGAAGCCCAAGAAGACGGAGAUCACGGACAAGCUGCGCCAGGAAAUCAACAAGGUGGUCAACCGGUACAUUGACCAAGGAGUUGCCGAGCUGGUCCCUGGUGUACUCUUCAUUGAUGAGGUCCACAUGCUUGACAUUGAAUGCUUCACAUAUUUGAACCGCGCCCUUGAAUCGAGCAUCUCUCCGAUUGUCAUCCUUGCGUCCAACCGUGGCAACACUGUCAUCCGUGGCACCGACGACAUCACCGCUGCUCAUGGCAUUCCGCCGGACCUGCUCGCGCGUCUCCUCAUCAUCCCCACCAACCCUUACACGCCCGAUGAGAUUAAGACGAUCAUCCGGCUGCGCGCAAAGACAGAAGGCUUGAACAUCACCGAGCCGGCUCUGAACAAGGUCUCCGAGCACGGCAGCAAGGUCAGCUUGCGGUAUGCCCUGCAGCUGUUGACCCCAGCAAGUAUUCUUGCACGCAUCAACGGCCGGCCCGGCGGCAUUGAGGAGCCCGAUAUUGCCGAGUGCGAGGAUCUCUUCUUGGAUGCGAAGCGAAGCGCAGCGAUUGUCAGCCAGGACAGUGAGAAGUUCCUCGCAUAG
Penicillium alfredii is the source of this 1377-nucleotide messenger RNA. It is a transcript of the gene rvb1, whose product is annotated as RuvB family ATP-dependent DNA helicase pontin. Gene Ontology annotation, molecular function: ATP binding; ATP hydrolysis activity; DNA helicase activity. The transcript has 4 exons. Lineage: Eukaryota; Fungi; Ascomycota; Eurotiomycetes; Eurotiales; Aspergillaceae. Gene Ontology annotation, biological process: chromatin remodeling; regulation of transcription by RNA polymerase II; box C/D snoRNP assembly. Gene Ontology annotation, cellular component: Ino80 complex; Swr1 complex; R2TP complex. Bases 1 to 1377 code for a protein of 458 amino acids. The record is from RefSeq and is a predicted model, not a curated record.